Laetiporus sulphureus 93-53 is the source of this 1105-nucleotide messenger RNA. RefSeq lists its product as uncharacterized. NCBI's taxonomy places the organism in Eukaryota, Fungi, Basidiomycota, Agaricomycetes, Polyporales, Laetiporaceae. The record is from RefSeq and is a predicted model, not a curated record. Bases 297 to 884 code for a protein of 195 amino acids. The transcript has 9 exons.
CAGUGCGGGCACGUCGCCCGUGGAAUUAUAUGCGCUGAUCCCACGAACAACAGAAUUUUCCCGAGUCUUGUUGCUAAUGGGACGGUACCCGGGGUCCAUUGAUCGCACUUCGCAACCAUCUUUUAGUUCGUUGCUCUUGUCUUCCCUUCCAUCCAUCCUCCCACCACCUCCUCGUUCCCUUCAUCUCCGCCCGCGCAAGCCUACUUAGGCCGCGUCCCUUCCCCUCUUUCCCCUCACGCCGCCGCAUCCGCACCCACAUUCUCUUCGACCUCACAUACCCAAGACAUCCCGGCAAAAUGUACACUCUUUUUUCUGCGGCUGCGCUCGCCGUCACUCUUUUGGCGACUUCCGGCGUGAAGGCUGAGACGCAUAGUGUUAUGUUUGAUAAUCAGUGCGGGUAUGGAUAUCCUCAACUUAUUCAGGGCGGUACGCUCCUAUCCAACGGCUCUGUGUACACGGGAGAGGGCGCCAUUAGCUCCGUAAUUGCAUACCUGCAAACUGGUGAUUGUGGAUGGAACGGCGAGAACUGUGCGCUCGUCGAGCUCACUCUCACCAAUCCCACCGCUCCUGGGACUGGGUCUUCGGCAGACAUCAGCCUGAUCGCUCCUCAUACCUAUAACGUGCAGACCUCGUUCAGUUACUAUGACGGCUGCGCCAACACGGGCGCUAACUGCGCCAGCUCUGACUGCACUGACGCUUUCUACAACUCUGACGACAACCAAGUCCAGGUAGCCUGCGAGGAUAAUCUAUUGUCGCUGCCACCUCUGCUGUUGAGUCUUCUUCAGCAGUUGUGUCCAGCGCUGCGGUCGUCAGCACUUCUUCCGUCCCCGUCGUCACAUCGGCCGUAUCGACCGUUGAGGUCUCUUCUCAGAUCGUUACUGUGACUGUCACUGUCACUUCGGUGGCGUCCUGCCGCGUUCGCCCCACGAAUACCGGCUUGACGGACCCUCUCACUACGUCGAGUGGUUCAGCUCCGGUCGCGACGAGCACUGCUGUCGUGUCCUCGCCUGUGCUUGUCGCAUCGUCCAGUGCAGCGGCUGCAAGCUCGUCGGCUGCUGUUGCUUCGUCCAGUGCAGUCGGGUCUGCCAGUGCAAGCGCGUCCGCC